Messenger RNA from Frieseomelitta varia, 977 nucleotides. It is a transcript of the gene eIF3f1, whose product is annotated as eukaryotic translation initiation factor 3 subunit F. Gene Ontology annotation, biological process: translational initiation. Bases 51 to 908 code for a protein of 285 amino acids. NCBI's taxonomy places the organism in Eukaryota, Metazoa, Arthropoda, Insecta, Hymenoptera, Apidae. Gene Ontology annotation, molecular function: translation initiation factor binding; metallopeptidase activity; translation initiation factor activity. The record is from RefSeq and is a predicted model, not a curated record. The transcript has 5 exons. Gene Ontology annotation, cellular component: eukaryotic translation initiation factor 3 complex, eIF3m.
AAGUGGCCACGCGUAUUUUCGUUCAUGUGUAAUAUCCAAAGGUGUGAAAAAUGGCGCUUAACCUGACCGUGAAAGUUCAUCCUGUCGUGUUAUUUCAAAUUGUCGACGCGUACGAGCGUCGGAAAGCGGAGUCUCACCGUGUAAUUGGCACGUUACUAGGUACUGCGGAGAAAGGAAUGGUUGAAGUUACAAACUGUUUCUGCGUGCCGCACAAAGAGUCUGAAAGCCAAGUCGAAGCUGAUUUAACGUACGGGAUCGAUUUGUACGAAUUGAAUCAUAGGGUCAAUGCCCAGGAAAACAUUGUCGGGUGGUGGGCCACUGGAAACGAGGUUACCACUCACUCUUCCGUCAUUCACGAAUAUUAUGUCCGUGAAUGCAACAAUCCUGUUCAUUUAACUGUCGACACAACACUGGCGAACACUACUAGAAUGGGAAUUAAAGCCUAUGUCUGUGUUCCUUUAGGAGUACCUAAUGGGAAACAAGGUUCCAUGUUUACACCAGUUAAAGUACAAAUCACAUGUUAUGAGCCGGAAAUUGUUGGGCUACAGCUUUGUUCAAAAACUCAGUUACCAGCGCAUGCACAAAUAACCGGUGUUAAAACAGGAGGUGGCAUAGAACCAAUGAUGGACCUUUCUCAAAUAGCAGAAGCUAGCGCGAAACUUUCAUCCAUGUUGGAGCAAGUACUCGUGUAUGUUGACGAUGUAUUAACUGGAAAGCAACCACCGGAUAAUCAGGUUGGUCGCGCUCUCCUAGAUAUGGUGCAUUCGGUACCAAAAAUGUCGAGCGAUCAGUUUGACGAAAUGUUCAACAGCAAUGUAAAAGAUCUAUUAAUGGUUGUCGCGCUUUCGCAAUUGAUAAAAACACAACUUCAACUUAACGAGAAACUUACGUUACUCACAACACUGUAAAGUCUGUAAUAUAAUUGCAGAGUCCUGUAACGCAAUUCAUAUGAAUAAAACACAUUUUCAAUUUUCAAA